AGUGCGUCUCAGCCGCCGCGGUAACGAACACCGGCUCUGCGUCUCGGUAUGACCGCUCGGGUAGCUCGGGCCCGGUGGGCCUGGGGCUCCUGGGGCCGCCGCGCCGCCUCGAGCCUCCGGGAGCCGCCGCCGGACGCCGUGGACGUGGCGGAGCUGCUACGGGGCUCCAGCGUGGCCGAGGAGGGAAUCCAGGAGGCGGUGGCGCGGCGGCCGCCUUCGCGCUGCUCCGUGUUGCUCUUCCCUGGCCAGGGCAGCCAGGCGGUCGGCAUGGGUGGCGGCCUGCUCCGCUUCCCGCGUGUGCGGCAGCUCUACGAGGCCGCGCACCGGGUGCUAGGCUACGAUCUGCUGGAGCUGUGCCUGCAGGGGCCUCAGGAGGACCUGGACCGCACAGUGCAUUGCCAGCCCGCCGUCUUUGUGGCUUCGCUGGCCGCCGUGGAGAAGCUACAUCACCUGCAACCGGCGGUCAUCGAGAACUGUGUUGCUGCAGCUGGCUUCAGCGUGGGAGAGUUUGCAGCCCUUGUGUUUGCUGGAGCCAUGGAGUUUUCUGAAGGUCUGUAUGCAGUGAAGGUCCGAGCUGAAGCUAUGCAAGAAGCAUCUGAAGCUGUUCCCAGUGGGAUGCUGUCUGUCCUCGGCCAGCGUCAGUCCAACUUCUCCUUUGCCUGCUUGGAAGCCCAGGAGCACUGCAAGUCUUUGGGUAUAGAGAACCCGGUGUGCCAGGUGUCCAACUACCUCUUUCCUGACUGCAGGGUCAUCUCAGGACACAUUGAGGCCCUUAGGUUUCUCCGGAAGAAUUCUGCUAAGUUUCACUUCCGGCGCACCAAGAUGCUGCCUGUAAGUGGAGGCUUCCACACCUGCCUCAUGGAGCCAGCCGUGGAGCCCCUGAUGAGAGUUCUAGACACCAUUAACUUCAAAAAGCCACUGGUUGCUGUCCAUUCCAAUGUCAGUGGGCAGAAGUACACACAUCCACAAUACAUCAGAAAGCUGCUGGGGCAGCAGGUGGUGUCGCCAGUGAAGUGGGAGCAGACGAUGCACUCUAUCUAUGAGCGGAAGAAGGGCAUGGAGUUCCCUAGCACCUUUGAGGUGGGCCCCGGGCAGCAGCUGGGAAGUAUCCUGAGGUGCUGUAACUGGCAGGCGUGGAAGUCCUACAGCUAUGUGGAUGUGAUGCAGAACAUCAUGGACCCUGACCUCUGAGGGCCUUGAGUGGAAUGGCCCCAGGAUGAGCCUCUGUGCCUUCCUCUUUUCCUCAGACUUGAGGACAAUGGACACUGCAGUCUCAGCUGUGGCUAAGGCUCCCUCAGAGCAGAGCCUUUGAGUACCAAUGUGUGACUUAGCCUAUUCCCUAACUGACAGGACCUCUGGCUGCUGGGGGAAAGAGCGCCUGUGCAGACUACCUGCCCAGCCGGAAUGCUGCUCUGCUUUCUGCACUCAACCGAGCUCCUCAGUGAAUCCAGAAGGGCUAGCCUGGGGCAGUCCUAGACUCAGCCUGUGGCUGUUGUGAACACACUGCUUGGCUUCAAGCUAGGCCUGGUGCCAGAGGAUCUUGUCAGCCACCUGUGGCAUGCUGCCCACCCAGCGAGACCUUAGCUCCUUUGGCCUUGAGUCUGUCUGGUCACUUGCUCGACAGGUGGGAGAUUGAGUCCCAUGUGCCAUACAUCCCUAAGAAGCACAUGUUAAGUACCUGUGUAUGCCCCAGAGUGGGCGUUCCUUUGUAUAAGAAACUAGGAGAGCGGUGUAAGGUGUGGGGUGGGGACCCUGACCUUCCUAGACCAGCCCCUGUACAUUCACACAGAGACACCACCACCAGCAAGUCAUCCAUGGGACAGUGUGUCUCCUACUGUAUUUAUGGCGUCCCUCAGAGCAGUCUGCUCCACAGUGGGAGUGGAGCAAAGCUCCUGGAAGACACAUAAUAAAACAUGAGCAUUCUAAGCUGCC
This is a messenger RNA of Mastomys coucha (southern multimammate mouse), 1932 nucleotides long. It is a transcript of the gene Mcat, whose product is annotated as malonyl-CoA-acyl carrier protein transacylase. Bases 49 to 1191 code for a protein of 380 amino acids. The transcript has 4 exons. Lineage: Eukaryota; Metazoa; Chordata; Mammalia; Rodentia; Muridae. Gene Ontology annotation, molecular function: transferase activity. The record is from RefSeq and is a predicted model, not a curated record.